Toxotes jaculatrix (banded archerfish) is the source of this 3181-nucleotide messenger RNA. It is a transcript of the gene mmp14b, whose product is annotated as matrix metallopeptidase 14b (membrane-inserted). The transcript is spliced from 10 exons. The record is from RefSeq and is a predicted model, not a curated record. Gene Ontology annotation, biological process: collagen catabolic process; extracellular matrix organization; zymogen activation. Lineage: Eukaryota; Metazoa; Chordata; Actinopteri; Toxotidae. Gene Ontology annotation, cellular component: extracellular matrix. Gene Ontology annotation, molecular function: zinc ion binding; metalloendopeptidase activity. The coding region runs from base 513 to 2381 and encodes 622 amino acids.
AUCAAACUACCACGUCUGCAGCGGGGAGAGAGGGGAAGAGGAGAGGGGAUCAAAAUAAGCCGACUGGAGGAUAGAGAAGAGAGGACAGCGAGGAGUUAAGACUGUUUCAUGAAAACAAAGUCGGCUGCAACAUCUGGAGCAAAGCGCAAGCCGAAUUUGGACAUAAAAUACGCACAGCCUGCAGCUCCAGAGCUCCCCCUUAGACUUCCUGCUUCCAGUAACGUUCGACAACUUGGUUAAAAUUCAACAAAACGCGAGAAGAAUGCACAGACUGGACAAAUACCUCUGGUGGUUUAAGCAACUCAAGUAAUAAGCUGCAGAGACUCGCUGCUGCAGAUCUUCAGGAAACUCUUUUUGCGCUUUGCACCAAGUCGAUCUCACUUGCGCCUGGACAUUCGUUUAUGGGAUAAGUCAUCACAGAUGAUGUUUUGACAAAUAGCAGGGGGGAAAUUGCGCGAAUUGUUACGAGGAGAUCUUUCCGUUUUUACUUUUUUUGGGGGGAGAGUCAAGUGAUGGCACUAGAGCUGAAAUCGCUUGUCCUACUGCUGCUGCUGGCGGUGGUGUGGGAGCCGAGCGCACAGGGAGCGACGGAGCGACAAAUCAAUCCAGAGUCAUGGCUGCAGCAGUAUGGUUACCUGCCGCCAGGGGACCUGAGGACCCACUCCCUCCGCUCUCCUCACUCCGUCCCCUCGGCCAUCGCUGCCAUGCAGAGGUUCUAUGGCCUCACUGUCACCGGAACCAUUGACGACAACACCAUCUCGGCCAUGAAGCGACCUCGCUGUGGAGUGCCAGAUAAGUUUGGUGCCGAGCUGAAGACCAACCUGAGGAGGAAGAGAUACGCUAUCCAGGGCCUGAAGUGGAACAAGAAAGACAUCACUUUCUCUAUACAGAACUACACCCCAAAGGUGGGAGAGUACGAGACCCAUGAGGCCAUAAGGAAGGCCUUCAAGGUGUGGGAGAGCGUCACCCCACUCCGUUUCAGGGAAAUCCCCUACAGUUACAUACGUGACAAGGUGGAGGAGUUUGCUGACAUCAUGAUCUUCUUUGCGGAGGGUUUCCAUGGUGACAGCAGCCCGUUCGACGGGGAGGGGGGCUUCCUGGCACACGCCUAUUUUCCCGGUAAUGGCAUCGGUGGAGACACGCACUUUGAUGCUGCUGAGCCAUGGACGAUUGGAAACCAGGAUCUGUUAGGGAAUGAUAUAUUCCUGGUUGCGGUGCAUGAACUGGGCCAUGCUCUGGGUCUGGAGCACUCCAAUGACCCUUCGGCCAUUAUGGCUCCCUUCUACCAGUGGAUGGACACCGAAAACUUUCAACUUCCUGACGAUGACCGCAGAGGCAUACAGCAACUUUAUGGGUCUGGAUCAGGUCCUCAGCCCCCUCAUGUAACACCCCGUACGCCUUACCACACCCCACACCCCACGAAUUCACCAGACAAGCCUCGGUUUGGCCCCAACAUCUGUGACGGACAUUUUGACACCAUAGCAAUUCUUAGAGGAGAAAUGUUUGUGUUCAAGGAUAAGUGGUUCUGGCGGGUGCGUAACAACCAUGUGCUAGAUGGAUACCCAAUGCCAAUUGGUCACUUCUGGAGAGGACUGCCCACUCAUAUUAAUGCUGCUUUUGAAAGGGAAGAUGGGAAAUUUGCUUUCUUUAAAGGGGACAGGUACUGGGUGUUCAGUGAAUCUAUUCUGGAUUCUGGUUACCCUAAGAGUCUGAAGGAAAUGGGUACUGGGCUUCCCAAAGAUCGAAUAGAUGCUGCUCUCUUCUACACACCAACUGGACAGACAUUCUUCUUCAGAGCAAACAAGUAUUACCGUUUCAACGAAGAAUCACAGACCGUUGACGAUGGCUAUCCAAAACUUAUUAAUGUGUGGCAGGGAGUGCCUGACAACAUCAAGGCAGCCUUCAUGAGCAAAGAUCAAGCGUACACCUACUUCUACAAAGCCAACAAGUACUGGAAGUUCAACAACCAGAUGAUGCGUGUGGAGCCAGGGUAUCCCAAAUCGGCUCUUCGCGACUGGAUGGGAUGCCCCAAUGAAGACCCCAAGACGGACGGAGGAAGAGGCGGAGGCGGACAUGACAAAGACAAGGAGAGAGAGAAAGACAAGGAGAGGGAGGACAAGGACAGGGCUAGAGACAGAGAGAGGGACAGAGAGAAGGAGAGGGAGAAGGAGAAGGAGAGGGAGAAGGAGAAAGAGAGGGAGAAGGAGAAGGAAGUGAUCAUUAUUGAGGAAAGUGGCGGAGCCGGAGUAGCGGCGGUGGUGGUGCCGCUGUUCCUGUUAGUGUGCGUAAUCAUGUUGCUGGCAGUCUUGGUGUUUUUCCGUCGGUAUGGUACCCCACGCCGACUCCUCUACUGCCAACGAUCUUUACUGGACAAGGUGUAGACGGAGGAGGAGGGGAGGGAGAGGGCAGUGAAAGACGGGGAGAGAGAGGGAGAAAAAAAAAGGGGGGGAGGAAACAGAGCAGCAGAGAAGGAGGUAAAACAAGAGAAAGAGCAGAAGGAAGAGCGCCAGACUUGCAUUUUAAAAUAUUUUUACCACUGCCAGAUUCCAUUUGCUCUAUCUCUCAACCACUCCAUCCUUCCAUUUUUUUUUUUUUUUUAGUUUUUCUCUCCCUUCUCUCUCUCUGCCUCUCUCCACAUGGUUACUGACGCCAGCUGAAUUGCUGUUUGUUUUAGCCUUUUUCAAUGUCAUAUUUUUAGUUUUUGUCAGUGGUCAGUGUUUGUGUCCUUGUGAAUUUCCGCUUUGAACCUGCCUCUUCACGACGCCCAUCCUAGCAUGUUCCUUCGCGUAAACUGUGUGUCUGAUUCGUUCGUUCUUCCCCCUUGUUAACUUGCACACAAUUACAUAAACACACACUUUUUGGAAACCGCAGUGGCGUAGUCACUGUGUUUCUUAAUCCUCCAGUAAAGCAACGUGAGUCAGAGCCAGUAUGGACCAUAAAAGGGAAACAAAACAUUAGAUUAAGUCCUUAUGAAGCAUGAGAUACGCUCAUAUCAGAGCAAAGCAAUAAAUACAUGUGUGUCUUUUCCCUUUUUUAUAUCAAUGUCUAGUUCUGAUUAUUAUUAUAAAUGAUUUUGUCAUUAUUAUUAUGACUAUUACUAUUAUUAUUGUUGUUGUCCUCCGUGUAAAGAAUGUGUUUUUGUACAUUGUCAUUAAAAAGUCCUGCUGGACAGUGACAUACA